CAACUGGUUGUUGAAUAUGGGUUUGUUCAUUGUGUUCUAAUUAUUAGUGUACUUGAUGAUUUGAUGAAUCUUCUGUUUCUUGUUAUUUUGCUCCCCUCGGAUUAUCUUAAUGACAGUGAAUCUUUUACACUACGCAAUUAAAAUUUUCUUGUUUUCUUACAUUGUGCUUAAGUGAAAACAAGCCCUAGCUUUGCUGAAGCUGCUAUGGGGAGAAUUGCCCAGGGAACAAAGGUUCUGGCAGAAGGCGGAUAUGAGAAGAUUUUCCUGAACACGUUUGAAACAGGUCCAGAGGAACGGCUUCAAAAUUCUUUUGCAUGUUAUUUGUCCACAUCAGCUGGUCCAGUGAUGGGAGUUUUGUAUAUAUCCUCUGCAAAGAUUGCAUAUUCUAGUGACAAUCCUAUUUCCUAUAAAAAUAACAACCAAACAGAAUGGAGCUAUUAUAAGAUCACGAAGUGGUGCAAGCAUGGAAGGAAGAGUCAAUACUUUGUAGAGGGGCGUCAACAACCAGAAAAGGGUGAUAAUGGAAUGGAGAAGAAGUUUCCAAGAAUUGAAAGAAAUGAUAUUGGAAUACCAAAAUCAAGAAAGGCACUCAAAAGGAAGGGAGAAAUCUCUUGACAGUGCAAGAAGGGGAGGAAAAGAGGAAUUUCUUCAUGACAUCAAGAAAGGAAAGAAAGAAGUAAAGAAGGGUAGGGUUGUUGGGAAAGAUAGUCUGCUAGACAUAAGCCAAGAAACCCUUAGAUAGAGGAGAAAAUUCAACCAAUUAAGAGAAGAAAAGAGAAACGGAUAUAAGUGAAGAGGACGGGGUUCACAUGUUUCCUUUAUAUAGUUGGGGGUCCUGAAAUGUAGAGGACUUUUGGAUUAUUUUGUAGAUUGAGCUUUAGCUCUUUGUGAAGGGGAAACCCUUGGAGGACAUAAUACUAAUGAGAUUUGAGCCUAAUCACAUAAGGGAUUGACGUAACUCUUUACCUAAAACCUUAAGACAAUUGGUUAAUAGGCUUUUCAUUUUUAUAUAAUGUUCUACUUUUUCAUUUCUAUCCAAUG
Vigna umbellata (rice bean) is the source of this 1041-nucleotide messenger RNA. NCBI's taxonomy places the organism in Eukaryota, Viridiplantae, Streptophyta, Magnoliopsida, Fabales, Fabaceae. The record is from RefSeq and is a predicted model, not a curated record.